AUGGAUCUCAGCGACUCAGAUGAGAACAGCUAUAUUGACAAUGACACGGAUUCCGAUACUGCCUCUGCCAGCUCCCUCAGCUCUGGUUCCGAUUUUGACACUGACAUUGACAGCGAGACGGAUAGCGACUCCUGCUCCGACUCGAGCUCUGAUUCGGAUUCCAGCGAUGAUGUCGCCCUCACCCCCUUCCCCCCCCCCCGGCGAAGGCAGUUGCCCAGUUACAACGAUCAACCAACCUACCCCUCAAUGCCUAUAUGA
Molecule: messenger RNA, 258 nt
Organism: Thermochaetoides thermophila DSM 1495
Lineage: Eukaryota; Fungi; Ascomycota; Sordariomycetes; Sordariales; Chaetomiaceae
Exons: 1
Coding region: 1-258 (85 amino acids)
Source: RefSeq, a predicted model, not a curated record